Molecule: messenger RNA, 5773 nt
Organism: Notolabrus celidotus (New Zealand spotty)
Lineage: Eukaryota; Metazoa; Chordata; Actinopteri; Labriformes; Labridae
Gene: thoc2
Product: THO complex 2
Exons: 39
Coding region: 205-4899 (1564 amino acids)
Biological process (GO): mRNA processing; mRNA export from nucleus
Cellular component (GO): THO complex part of transcription export complex
Molecular function (GO): mRNA binding
Source: RefSeq, a predicted model, not a curated record
AAAGUAAACAAGCCAAAGUGAAUCCUGAUUUGAACCCGCUUUACAACCCAAGAACACAAAGUUCCGUAUUAACAAAGCCCUCAGAGACAGUCCCACCAUGCAGCAGUGAGCUAGCAGCAGCACAGCAGCUAACCACCACAUUUGACCCUGUGUGUGUGUGUGUGAGCCAUCAUGAAUUAGACAUCCGGGCUGUGUGUAUGGAAGAUGGCGACACUUAUCCUCCCUGGUGAAUGGAUCAAAAACUGGGAAAAAUCAGGAAAACAUGAGUUUGUACAACUCUGCAAGGAGCUCACAGAGAAAACCGAUCAUGGAAGUGAGAUUAGAGAUAUACAGGCUGCCUUAUACGAGCUGUGCUGGCAGGUUGUGCACGGGAACCUGAAGUUGGAUCUAGUUGCCAGCGUCCUUGGAGACAUGAUGGAACUCAGAGACGACAUGCCAUCGAUUUUAGCAGAUGUGUUCAGCAUACUAGAUUUAGAGACUGGAGCCCUGGAAGAAAAAAACAAACGUGACCAUUACACACAACUGGUGGGGGCGUGUUUGUUUUUUGUCCCAGAGGCCAUCCUGAAGGAGAGGCUCGAUCCAGAAACCCUUGAAUCUCUUGGACUUAUAAAACAGGCCCAUCAGUUCAAUCAGAAGAUUGUAAAAAUCAAGACUAAACUAUUUUAUAAGCAGCAGAAGUUUAACUUGCUACGGGAAGAGAACGAAGGCUAUGCCAAGCUUAUCACCGAGCUUGGCCAAGACCUCUCAGGCAACAUCACCAGCCACAUCGUCCUGGAGAGCAUCAAGUCUCUUAUAGGAUGUUUUAACUUGGACCCUAACCGUGUUUUGGACAUUAUCUUGGAGGUGUACGAGAGCCGUUCUGACCAAGAUGAGUUCUUCCUGUCUCUCAUCAAGUCAUACAUGUGUGAGCCGCUCACACUUUGCCACAUCCUGGGCUUUAGGUUCAAAUUCUACCAGGAGCCGAAUGAGGUAACUCCCAAGUCACUUUACCACAUCGCUGCUGCUCUGCUUCAUCACAACCUGAUCGAGCUGGAAGAUCUCUACGUACAUCUCAUGCCACUAGAUGCCGCCAUCAUAGAGGAACACAAACGAGAUAUCUCUGAGGCCAAGCAGAUUGCACGCAAGCUGGUCAUGGUGGUGUUGCCCUCUGAGAAAAAUGAUGACAAAGACAAAGAAAAAGAGAAGGAGGAAGAGAAGAAUGAGAAGCCACCUGAUAACCAGAAGCUUGGUCUGCUGGAGGCUCUGCUUAGAAUCGGAGACUGGCACCACGCCCAGAGUAUUAUGGACCAGAUGCCUUCUUUCUAUGCAGCUUCUCACAAGGCCAUUGCACUGGCUCUCUGCCAGCUCGUGCACCUGACCGUGGAGCCUCUUUACAGAAGAGCUGGCCUACCAAAAGGGGCACGAGGAUGUGUGAUGCAUCCUCUAAGGAACAAGCGGGCACCACGGCCUGCAGAGACCUUUGAGGACCUUCGCAGGGACACCUUCAGCAUGCUGGGAUACCUUGGCCCUCACCUCUCUCAUGAUCCAAUCCUCUUUGCAAAGAUUGUGCGUCUUGGAAAGGGCUUCAUGAAGGAGCACCAAAGUGACGGCAGAGCUGACUUCAAAGACAGAAUGGACACACUAUUGAGUUGUUUCCUGAGCAUUGCGGACCAGGUGCUACUCCCCUCUCUCUCUCUGAUGGAGUGUAACGCAUGCAUGUCGGAGGAGCUAUGGGGCCUCUUCAAACUCUUUCCUUACCAUCACAGGUAUCGGUUAUAUGGACAGUGGAAGAAUGAGACCUAUACCGGCCAUCCACUGUUGGUCAAAGUCAAAGCUCAAACUGUGGAACGGGCCAAAUACAUUAUGAAGCGGUUGACCAAAGAGAAUGUGAAACAAUCUGGAAGGCAGAUUGGCAAGCUGAGCCAUAGCAAUCCCACCAUCCUCUUUGAUUAUAUGCUGUCUCAGAUCCAGUGGUACGACAACCUCAUCGUUCCAGUGGUGGACUCUUUGAAAUACCUCACAUCCCUGAACUACGAUGUCUUGGCUUAUUGCAUCAUUGAGGCUCUAGCCAACCCGGAGAAGGAGAAGAUGAAACAUGACGACACCACCAUCUCCUCAUGGCUCCAGAGUCUGGCAAGUCUGUGCGGGGCUGUGUUCAGAAAAUACCCGAUCGAGCUUGCCGGCCUUCUCCAGUAUGUCACAAAUCAGCUGAAGGCGGGGAAGAGUUUUGACCUGUUGAUCCUGAAAGAGGUGGUGCAGAAAAUGGCCGGCAUUGAGAUUACUGAUGAGAUGACCUCAGAGCAGUUAGAGGCCAUGACAGGAGGGGAGCAACUCAAAGCUGAGGGGGGCUAUUUUGGCCAGAUCAGAAACACUAAGAAGUCUUCACAGCGUCUGAAGGAUGCGCUCCUGGACCAUGAACUGGCCUUGCCUUUGUGUUUACUCAUGGCCCAGCAACGAAAUGGUGUUGUUUUCUUAGAGGGUGGAGAGAAUCACCUCAAACUCGUGGGGCACCUCUAUGAUCAGUGUCACGACACACUGGUGCAGUUUGGAGGCUUUCUGGCUUCUAACCUGAGCACAGAGGACUACAUCAAGCGGGUUCCCUCCAUUGACAUCCUAUGUAACCAGUUCCACACUCCACAUGAUGCUGCCUUCUUCCUGUCUCGGCCAAUGUACGCCCACCAGAUUCUGUCAAAGUACGACGAGCUGAAGAAAGCAGAGAAAGGCAACAGGCAGCAGCAGAAGGUGCACAAGUACGUGGCAGCCUGCGAACAGGUGAUGACGCCAGUGCAUGAGGCCGUGGUGUCACUGCAUCCAGCCAGAGUCUGGGACGACAUUCGCCCUCAGUUCUACGCCACAUUCUGGUCUCUCACCAUGUACGAUCUGGCUGUUCCAAACUCAGCCUACGAUCGGGAAGUGAACAAGCUGAAGGUCCAGAUCAAGGCCAUCGAGGAGAACCCAGAGAUACCCAUGAAUAAGAAAAAGAAGGAGAAGGAGCGCUGCACUGCCCUUAUGGAGAAGCUGCAGGAGGAGGAGAAGAAGCAGCUGGAGCAUGUCCAGCGGGUUCUCCACCGCCUCAAACUGGAGAAAGACAACUGGUUGUUAGCCAAAUCCACAAAAAACGAGACCAUAACGAAGUUCCUGCAGCUCUGUCUGUUCCCUCGCUGCAUCUUCUCCUCCAUCGACGCCGUGUACUGCGCCCGCUUUGUAGAACUGGUUCACCAGCAAAAGACACCUAACUUCUGCACCCUCCUGUGUUACGACAGGGUGUUCUCAGCCAUCAUCUACACGGUGGCCAGCUGUACGGAGAAUGAGUCUCACCGCUACGGACGCUUCCUCUGCUGCAUGCUGGAGACGGUGACCAGAUGGCACAGCGACCGGGCCAUCUAUGAGAAGGAGUGUGUAAAUUACCCAGGCUUCCUGACCAUCUUCAGAGCCACCGGCUUCGACGGAGGGAACAAAGCAGAUCAGCUGGAUUACGAGAACUUCAGGCAUGUGGUGCACAAGUGGCACUACAUGCUGACCAAAGCUUCAGUUCACUGCCUGGAGACAGGAGAUUACACCCACAUCAGGAAUAUUCUCAUCGUGCUUACCAAGAUCCUGCCCUGCUACCCCAAGGUCCUCAACCUGGGCCAAGCCCUGGAGUGCCGCGUCCACAAGAUCUGCCUCGAGGAGAAGGACAAGAGGCCUGACCUCUAUGCCUUAGCAAUGGGCUACUCGGGUCGAUUGAAAAGCCAGAAGGUGCACAUGGUCCCUGAAAACGAGUUUCACCACAAGGAGCAGCCAGCGCGCAGUUCUACCCCCGCCAGCCAGCAGAACGGACCUGGCAGCACCGGGAAGCCCGCCAGCAGCACGAGCAAGACCGAGGAGGGGAUGUCAGAAGAUGGAGAUCGGGGCAAGGAUAAAUCUCAGGGGACCACAAAGCCAGUGAAUAAAACCAACAGUGCAACGGCCAAAGUGAUCACCAGCAACGGGAAUGGUGCUCUCAACAGCACCAAAGCUGUUAAAGACCGGGACGACAAAGAGAAGAGCGGGAAGGAGAAGAAAGAAAAGAAGGAAAAGACGCCAGGCAGCACUCCAGAGACAAAGGCGGAGAACCGUCGGGAGAAGCAGAGAGACGAGAGGGCGGGGAAGGAAGAGCGGGCAGCACGUGAGGGUAAGGAGAAGACCCCCAAGGCUGACAGGGAGAAACUGAAGGCAGAGGAAAAGAGCAGCAAAGACGACAAGGCCAAAGCCGGCAACGGGGAGCCCAUGGAGCCAUCCAGGGAGCGCGAUGCCAUCAAGGAGUCCAAGAGUAAGGAGAAGGGAGACAGGAGCGCUGCGGCCGGGUCCCUCAAGUCACCAAUACCCAGAUCAGAGUCGGCCGAAUCGGAGAGGGAUCACAAACGACGAAAGCUCGACAGCCACUCUUCUCCAUCCCACUCCUCGUCUGUUAAGGACAAUAGCAACGAACCCAAGGAGUCCACAUCCAAGCACCACGUCACCUACAACUCAGUAGCCCGGUCCAAGAGCAGAGAGAGGGAGCUGGAGAAGAAAGAGUCCGACAACACACAAGGCCGAUCCAAAGAGAAGAAAGAGGAGAAGGAGCGAAAAGACAGGAAACGAGACCAAGCUGUCAAUGACCGCGAGGCGAGCCAAGAAUCCAAGCGCAAAAAGGACGAGAAUGGAACCAAUUCCUCAAAAAACAGCAAGAGCACAAGCCCCUCCUGUGACUCCCCGCUUUCAGCUGAGAAAGAGAAGAGCAAAAGAUCCAAAUCUUCCAGCAAAGAGAAAGCGGAUUCUGUGAAACCUGAGCGGACGUCCUCUGGAGGAAAAAAGGAGUCUCGACAUGAUAAAGAAAAAUCUGAAAAGAAAGAGAAGAGGGACAGCAGCGGUGGAAAGGAAGAGAAAAAACAUCAUAAAUCCUCUGACAAGCACAGAUAAUGUGCACUGACCAGUGAAGAACUGGAGAAGCUGUGUUUUUAUCUGCGAGACACCUGCAGCUCCACCUGUGCCCUGUCUUUAACUCUCAUUUUGCCCGUGUUGUUUUGCUGUAAACUCCCCUCUCCAGUGUUAGCUGUAGUUUUUUGGACGUUCAGAUCACCUCAAUAUUUUUUCCAUUUCAGUAUACAGCAAGUUAGCUGGAAUAUGUUUAUUUUUCUUUCUCUUUUUUAUUAUCCAUUAUGGGCACAAUGUGCUGCUCUGAUCACAUGGUUAUUAUUGUUCUGAGUAGAGAAGUGGUUAUUGUAUGAAAUGAUCUCUCGAUGACACCUGGUCAUGGAUUCAAUAAUCCUAUGCUUGAGAAUUUGUAUGUUUUUGUACGUUGUCAGGCUUUUGCUUUUUGCUUGUUUUAUUGGAAUUAACAUGCUUUCCAUCACUUACCUCAUAUCCUUUUUGAGAUACUUAGAUAAUUUUUAUUUAUUUAUCUCCACCUUUUAAUCCCAGUUAGACCGUAGACGUGAGUGAGGAAACCGAAACAAAGGACCAGUUUGUAUAUUGUGUACAAUAAUAAAGAGAGUAACAUGAAAUUCACAUCAUGUUAUUUCUUUUCUUUUUUUUGUUUUUCAAUGUUCUUUACAGUCCUUUUGUGAUUUUGUGUUAAUCAGGUUUUUACAUAAUUUAUAAAAAUGCCAGUUCGACCUUGACUCAAAUGUAGAAUUGUAAAGAAAUCAGACAAAAGAAUCUGAAGCUCUGUACUCCAAAUACGUCUGUUUCGAAAUGACUUUUGGAGAUUUUAUCUGCUGUACUCAAUGAGUGUAAGCUUUUUUAAAAAAAACAAAAACCAAUAAAUAAUAGUUUUCCUAGUGUGUCACUUUGA